AUGCCCACCGAAAUCGAAGGGACUCACCAAAUUGGUGACAUCUCUCUGUAUACCAAAAGCUGGAAACCUGAUGGCCCAGCAGUUGCUAAAGUCAUCUUCAUUCAUGGCUUUAGUGACCAUAUGAAUCGAUACUACGAAUUCUUUCCCACCCUUGCCUCUCGCGGAAUUGAAGUCCAUGGUUUUGAUCAACGCGGCUGGGGCCGUUCCGUGCACAAUCCAUCCCAGAAAGGUCUGACGGGGCCUACUUCACUGGUUAUUUCAGAUAUUGUCUCCUUCAUCAAGACCCAAUUGCCUUCGACUAUUCCUGUCUUCGUUAUGGGCCACUCGAUGGGAGGUGGUGAAGCUCUAAUUCUGGCAUCUGAUCCACAAUAUGCAGAUCUGAUGAAAGACAUCCGAGGCUGGAUACUGGAGGCUCCAUUCAUCGCCUUUCCCAAAGGUUUCGAGCCAAGUUCUGUCACCGUCUUCUUUGGCAGAUUAGCAGGAAAGCUGCUUCCGCACAUGCAUCGAUACUCGCCUCUGCCACCGGAGAACCUCACAAGGGAUCCAGAGGUUGUUCAGUCAUUAAAGGAUGAUAAACUGUGCCACGAUACUGGCACUCUGGAAGGCUUGUCAGGCAUGCUGGACAGGACAGAACACUUGAACAAGGGGAUAGCCAAGCUGAACCCGGGUGUCAAGAGCAUUUGGUUAGGCCACGGAACGGAGGAUAAAGGCACAAGCUACGAAGAGAGUAAGAAGUGGUUCGAUAGACAAACUCAGGUGGAAGACAAAGAGUUCAAGUCGUAUGAGGGAUGGUAUCAUCAGUUACAUGCCGAUCUUCCUCAAGAUAGGCCGGUAUUUGCGAAGGAUGUCGGAGAUUGGAUUCUAGCUCGAGUUGGUGAUUCGGCAGUGAAAUCCAAGCUUUAG
Mollisia scopiformis is the source of this 903-nucleotide messenger RNA. RefSeq names its product lysophospholipase-like protein. Bases 1 to 903 code for a protein of 300 amino acids. Lineage: Eukaryota; Fungi; Ascomycota; Leotiomycetes; Helotiales; Mollisiaceae. The record is from RefSeq and is a predicted model, not a curated record. Gene Ontology annotation, molecular function: lipase activity. The transcript has 2 exons. Gene Ontology annotation, cellular component: membrane.